AUGAAUCAAAAAAUUAUUCUUACUUUUUUAUUUCUUACAAUUGGUGCACUUUAUAGUACUGUUAAUGGACAAGGAUUUCAUAAUGGUAUGAGAGGUGGUUUUGCUGAUCCACGUAUGGGAGGAGGUUUUGGUGGAAGUGGUUCAAUGGAUGGUCCACAAUUUGGUGGACGUGGACAUGGAAACUUUAAUCAAGGUUUUGGUGGACGAGGAUCAAUGAGUGGUUCACAAUUUGGUGGACGUGGACAAGGAAAUUUUAAUCAAGGUUUUGGUGGAAGAGGACCAAUGAGUGGUUCACAAUUUGGUGGACGUGGACAAGGAAAUUUUAAUCAAGGUUUUGGUGGAAGAGGACCAAUGAGUGGUUCUCAAUUUGGUGGACGUGGACCAAUGGGUGGUCCUCAUUUUGGUGGUCAAGGACCAUCAUUUGGAAGACUUAUUGGUGGAGCUAUUGACAGAUUAGGUUAA
Molecule: messenger RNA, 462 nt
Organism: Strongyloides ratti
Lineage: Eukaryota; Metazoa; Nematoda; Chromadorea; Rhabditida; Strongyloididae
Exons: 1
Coding region: 1-462 (153 amino acids)
Source: RefSeq, a predicted model, not a curated record